UCUCCCCCCAAUUGGUUGCAACCUCUUUGUCUCUCUCACUCCCUUCACCGAAAGAAACGAGUAGAAUGAGAAAAAAGAUAAGUGGUGAAGAAGGAAACCAUGAGAAUAAGAAAGGUGUGUGGACAGUUGAGGAGGACAAGAUCCUCAUGGAUUAUGUCAAAGCCCAGGGCAAAGGUCAUUGGAACCGCAUUGCCAAAAAGACUGGUUUGAAGAGAUGUGGAAAGAGCUGUCGAUUGAGAUGGAUGAACUAUCUUAGUCCAAACGUAAAGAGAGGCCAUUUCACAGACCAAGAAGAAGAUCUUAUCAUUAGACUCCACAAGUUGCUUGGUAAUAGGUGGUCUUUGAUAGCUAAAAGAGUUCCAGGUCGAACGGACAAUCAAGUGAAGAACUAUUGGAAUACACAUCUAAGUAAAAAAAUUGGAAUAGAAAAUCAAACAAUCAAAUCGAUCAGCAAUCAGAUGAACAAUUUGGGGAAUAUGACAGAUGCAUCCAAAGAAAGAUUAUUCAAUGUGAAAUUUGAUAAUAAAAGCAUUCUCGGGGAUGAGAGAUUGCUUAUGAGCGAAGGUCUUGGCCAUGUCCAUCAAGCGAGUUCGUCGCUUUGGGGUCAUCAUGAGGAUGCUUUUGAGCCUAACACACUCACCUACAUGAUGGAUUUCAUUGAUGGACAAUGUUAUUAAUGUUUUUUUUUUUUGUUUUAUUGGCUGCAUUUUAUCUACU
Messenger RNA from Camelina sativa (false flax), 717 nucleotides. RefSeq names its product transcription factor WER-like. Lineage: Eukaryota; Viridiplantae; Streptophyta; Magnoliopsida; Brassicales; Brassicaceae. The record is from RefSeq and is a predicted model, not a curated record.